Molecule: messenger RNA, 471 nt
Organism: Lotus japonicus
Lineage: Eukaryota; Viridiplantae; Streptophyta; Magnoliopsida; Fabales; Fabaceae
Exons: 2
Coding region: 1-471 (156 amino acids)
Source: RefSeq, a predicted model, not a curated record
AUGAAAAACCCGCAACUUUUUCAAGAUAAAGCAAUAUUAGCCCCUACACUAGAGGUUGUUAAAAUGAUAAACACUUACAUGCUUUGCAUGAUAGCUGCACCAGAACAUGAAUAUUUGAGCUCCGACUCUGCUUGCGAUCUGAUGAUGAUUCUGAAAUCCAAGACCAAGCAACAAGUUUAUGCAAUGGAAACCAAGUUAACUGUGGAUGAAUUUGGUGAACGUGUUAUUGGUGCAAUUGUUAUCACGGGAACAAAUGCUAAUGACAAAGUGCACAUUUCAAGAAUGAACUCGGUUCCUUUUGAUUCCAAAUUUCCAAUUAAAUUCAGAAGAAAACAAUUUCCAAUUGCAGUAGGCUUUGCGAUGACCAUAAACAAAAGCCAAGGACAAACACUAUCUCAGGUUGAGCUCUUCCUUUUGAGGUCUGUCUUCACUCAUGAUCAGUUAUAUGUAGCUCUCUAUAGAGUACUGUAA